Megalobrama amblycephala (Wuchang bream) is the source of this 991-nucleotide messenger RNA. Its product is annotated as E3 ubiquitin-protein ligase TRIM47-like. The transcript is spliced from 5 exons. Gene Ontology annotation, molecular function: zinc ion binding. NCBI's taxonomy places the organism in Eukaryota, Metazoa, Chordata, Actinopteri, Cypriniformes, Xenocyprididae. Bases 17 to 991 code for a protein of 324 amino acids. The record is from RefSeq and is a predicted model, not a curated record.
GUAUUGAUCCAGUAAAAUGGCAGAAGCCAGAAUUUCACAGGAUGAGUUCACGUGUCCAGUGUGUCUGGAUCUCCUGAAGGAUCCAGUGGCCAUUCCCUGUGGGCACAGUUACUGUAAGAUCUGUAUUACAGGCUGCUGGGAUCAGGAGAAUCAGAUGAGAGUCUACAAAUGCCCUCAGUGCAGACAGACCUUCAGUCCAAGACCUGCUUUAGCUAAAAACACCAUGCUGGCUGAAGUGGUGGAGAAACUGAAGAACAUUAAAAUUUCUGCUGACUGUUACGCUGGAGCUGGAGAUGUGCAGUGUGACGUCUGUACUGGAAGAAAACACAAAGCUGUCAAGGCCUGUCUGGUGUGUCUAAUCUCUUACUGUCAAAAUCACCUUGAACAACAUGAGAGUUUAUUUAAAGUAAAGAGACACAAUCUGACUGAAGCCACUGGACGACUGCAGGAGAUGAUCUGCCAGAAACAUGAAAAGAUCCUUGAGGUUUUCUGCCGCACUGAUCAGAAGUGUAUAUGCCUGCUUUGUACGAUGGAUGAACAUAAAAACCACGACACUGUAUCAGCUGCAGCACAGAGGACAGAGAAACAGAAGCAGCUGAAGAAGACGCAGAGGUCAUUCCAGCAGAGGAUCCAGCAGAGAGAGAAAGAUCUUCAGCAGCUGAGAGAGGCUGUGGAGUCUCAUAAGCGCUCUGCACAGACAGCAGUGGAGGACAGUGAAAGGAUCUUCACUGAGCUCAUCCGCUCCAUUGAGAGAAGAGAUCAGGAAAAUACUGCAGUGAGUCGAACUGAAGGACGACUGGAGCGACUGGAGCAGGAGAUCAAUGAUCUGAGGAGGAGAGACGCUGAGCUGGAGCAGCUUUCACACACACAGGAUCACAUCCAUUUCCUGCAGAGUUUCCAGUCUCUCUCAGCUCCUCCUGAAUCUACAGAUGCACUUUCCCCAACAUUGUUCCCAGGACCAGGAACGACUUCCUACAAUGUAAGUCACUAA